Knipowitschia caucasica is the source of this 2301-nucleotide messenger RNA. The record is from the annotation of a GenBank genome assembly. Lineage: Eukaryota; Metazoa; Chordata; Actinopteri; Gobiiformes; Gobiidae.
AUGAUUGGUCAUCAUGAACAGAGUAUCCGAAUUCUGUUUGAGAGCAACCACGCCCUGGCACAGCAAGUAUCGCAACUAACCUCCCAAGUUUCUGCCCUACUGUCUCUUCAGUCACCUGUCCCUGCUGCUUCUACUCUGGCUUCGGCCUCUGCUCCCUCCCUGGAGUCUCGGUGUUCAGACCCUGAACCAUACUCUGCCUCUACCACUACAACCAAGCCCUCGUGCGCCCCCAUCUACGCCUCUCCCUGUGGAGGAACCCAUGCAAUUGGGCCGAGCACGGCUUACACCAGAGGAGCGCCAACAACGACGCCGCCAGGCGGACGGAACCGCUACAGCAAACCAACUCAGGUUCGGAAGAGCGUGCCUCAUCCUCCACGACGCACGAACCCCUGUCCGGCCGCAGCCGCAGCCACGCGCCCUCUCCCCCGCGGACCAGCACCAUUUCACCAGAUCUAUGGCAUUCUGACAAUGAACAAGCGCACUCAAUUUUUGGAACAGCUGCAGUAUGUCCAGUUGAAAUGCGCACCUCGAGACAUGCCUUGUGUGCAGGCUCAGUACGGGCCCGCCCCUCCAGGCUCCGCCUACUCUGGCCAGUCCUUUGGUUACCAGAGUGACAGUUAUGGCUCUGACCUCAUGACCCCGGACUACACCAAGCUAGACCUGGGAGGAGGCGAGAUCUCUGCCGCCGCAACCACAUCCCUGCCCAGCUUCAACGUGUUUGUGGAGGGCAGUUACGAGCUGCCCAAGUCCUCCUGUUUAUACCAGAUGCCCUCUCAUCGUCCUACCAUCAAGAAGGAAGAGGAGAGUUACCCCACAGCGCCCCCUCUGGAGGCCAUGUCCUCCGCUAACAUGUACUUUAAACCAUCGCCGCCCUCCACGCCCACCACACCCUCCAUGCCUCCGCAGCCCGGUGCCUUCCUGUGGGAGGAGCACUCUCUGGCUCCGCCCCCUCACCCUCAUGUCCUGGGCUCCGGUCUGGACAGCAACGUUCUCAAGUCCCCUCGCUUCUCACACUUCUACCAGCACUCCCCGCCCCACAGCGGCAGCAGUGUGGGAGGCUAUGACAGUUUGGGUGGGGGUCUGGUCCGAACCUCUUCCUCCUCAUCCUCCUCUUCAUCAUCUGUAUCGCACCCUCACGGCUCAGCCUUAGAGCAGCCCAUGUACCAGCUGCACCGUGGGGCAGGGGCCGGCAGCCUGGCCUUCCGCUCCCUGGCUCUGGGGCCGUGUGGGCCCCUUCUGGCAGACAGCCUCCCCUCUCCUCCGCCGCGGGGCCCUCAAGGGGAGGGCACCUGUGCCGUGUGUGGGGACAAUGCGGCCUGUCAGCACUAUGGCGUGCGCACCUGUGAAGGCUGCAAGGGCUUCUUCAAGCGCACCGUGCAGAAAAAUGCCAAGUAUGUAUGCCUGGCCAGUAAAAACUGUCCUGUGGACAAAAGAAGACGCAACCGCUGUCAAUACUGCCGUUUCCAGAAAUGUCUGAGUGUUGGCAUGGUCAAAGAAGUUGUACGCACAGAUAGCCUAAAGGGGCGCAGAGGUCGCCUGCCUUCCAAACCAAAGAGCCCUCUGCAGACAGAAGCCUCCCCUCCCUCUCCUCCUCUGAGCUUGCUGUCUGCUCUGCUCAGGGCCUUCUCUCACUGUACACCCCGCGACCUGGACUACAGCCAGUUCAGUGCCGCAGAUCCUCCCUCCUCCUCGUCAGAUGCAGAGCACAUCCAUCUCUUCUACCGGCUGCUCACCCUGUCCAUGGAGACCACGCGCUGCUGGGCUGAGCGCCUGCCCGGCUUCUCCGAGCUCCAGAGAGACGACCAGAACCUGCUCAUAGACUCGGCCUUCCUAGAGCUGUUUGUGCUUCGACUGGCUCACAGGUCCAUGUUGUCGGACGAUAAGCUGGUGUUCUGCAAUGGGCUGGUGCUGCACAGGUUCCAGUGUCUUCGAGGCUUCGGCGAGUGGGUGGACUCAAUACGGGACUUUUCCUCUCGCCUCCAGAGUCUGAACCUGGACAGCUCGGCCUUCGCCUGCUUGUCUGCCCUGGUGCUGCUCACAGAGCAGGUCCCAGGCCUCAAAGACCCAAAGCGUGUGGAGGAGCUGCACAGUAAAGUCAUGUGUUGCCUGAGUGAACACCUGAGCUGCGGUCCUUCGUUGGGCUCCAAGUCGUCGGGCGCGUUGAGCCGCGUGCUCAGCCUGCGCGCCGAGCUGCGCUCACAGCGGACACAGGGGCUGCAGCGCAUCUUCUACCUGAAACUGGAGGACCUGGUCCCGCCCCCACCUUUGAUUGACAGGUUUCUGGACACCCUGCCUUACUGA